GAGCAGUGGGCGCUCAAGGGCUGCCCCGGGAGGUUCUGGGAGGACAAGCCCAAUGCCGGCUUCUCCGGCACGCCGUUGUGGAGGCUACAUGCUGAGCGGGAUGCGCUGCAGCAAGAGGCGGCCAAGAGCAGCAGCAGCGCGUCCGCGAUGCCCGACGGCUUGACCAAGUGCGCCGGGGAGGUGGGCUGGCACUGGAGCGAGAAGCGCCAGGCAUACUGGAAAGAGUCGGACAGACAGUUCUACGUGUGGGACAAGAUCGCGCAGGAGCGCGUGCGCCUGCACGAGUCCGAGGCGCAGAACGUGUCGCUGGCGGUGGGGUCUAACUGCCACGAGCACGCCGCCCAGGUCAAGCACGUGAUCGUGAGGGACCUGCCGAAGGCUGGGCAGGCGCUCAG
Messenger RNA from Prorocentrum cordatum, 395 nucleotides. The record is from the annotation of a GenBank genome assembly. NCBI's taxonomy places the organism in Eukaryota, Dinophyceae, Prorocentrales, Prorocentraceae.